AUUUCAAUCGGCGAGAAAAAUAUAUAUUAAAAAAUGGCGAAGUUUGAAAAGGUUUGUGUCGUCGUUAUUCUACUUGUCGGCGUCGUAUCAUUCUGCCAAUGCGCUGGUAUCGAUGAUUUUUUGAACGAUUCAGCGUUAGUCAAAAGACAGAUCAACUGUGUAUUGGACAAAGGACCGUGCGAUGCGAUUGGACUCUCUCUAAAAGCAUCAAUCCGGGAAGUAUUAGUCAAUAAUUGUCGCAACUGUAAUCAACAACAGGCAGCGAAUGCACGUAAAGUUGUGGAGUUUGUGAGGACGAGAUACCCGGCUGAAUGGAAUGAAAUAACUCGCAAGUACCUGGGACGCGCAAGGGGAUAAUUUAAUUGAAACAAAGUUAUUGUAAUCUCUAUUGAUAAAAAAAUAUAAAUUCAAUAAAAAUAAUAU
Molecule: messenger RNA, 423 nt
Organism: Diprion similis
Lineage: Eukaryota; Metazoa; Arthropoda; Insecta; Hymenoptera; Diprionidae
Product: ejaculatory bulb-specific protein 3-like
Exons: 4
Coding region: 34-357 (107 amino acids)
Source: RefSeq, a predicted model, not a curated record